Messenger RNA from Vicia villosa (hairy vetch), 1204 nucleotides. RefSeq lists its product as uncharacterized. The record is from RefSeq and is a predicted model, not a curated record. NCBI's taxonomy places the organism in Eukaryota, Viridiplantae, Streptophyta, Magnoliopsida, Fabales, Fabaceae. The transcript is spliced from 2 exons. Bases 107 to 1204 code for a protein of 365 amino acids.
GAUAGAUUUCCAUAGCGGUAAAGUUAAGCUUGCCGACAUAGUUUAUCAAUUUGGCAUAGAAUUAAAAGGCUUUUAGUAAUAGUUUAUUUCUUUUAGUAAACUAAACAUGAUAAAGAAGGAUUGGGUGGAGUUGCCUCCACACAUUCAAGGUUAUAAGGAUGGUGUAAAUUACUUUUUGGAUAUUGCAUUCACCAAAGGAAUGGUUGAAGAAGAAGAGAUUUUGUGCCAUUGUGCUAUAUGUUGCAAUGAUAGUUGGGAAAAAAGAGAUGUAGUAUAUGACCAUCUAUGUAGCAAGGGGUUUGUAAAGGGAUACACAGAAUGGAUUUACCAUGGUGACGAUAAAAUUCUUAUGGAUCUUGAUGGGGAUACUAAUGAUGAAACAUCAUCUGAUUCAUCACCUAAUGACGAAACAUCAUAUGAUGAUAUUGAUGGCUUACUUUUUGAGACGUUUAGAGAUGUUGCUGAAGCAAGUGGAAUACAUGAAGGGCUAAAUGAAGAUGCAAAGAAAUUUUAUAAACUAGUUGAUGAUGCAAAUCAAGAGCUCUAUCCUGGUUGUGAAAAAUUCUCCUCAUUAUCAUUCACUAUUCGAAUGUAUUUGUUGAAAUGUCUUCAUGGAUGGAGCAAUGCAUCAUUCACUGCUCUCUUAGAGUUGUUGAAAGAAGCUAUUCCAGAAUUAAACAUCCCUGUCUCUUUCAAUAAAACAAAAUCUAUGAUAAAAGAUUUAGGCUUAGACUAUAAAAAGAUUCAUGCAUGUUCCAACAAUUGUAUGUUGUUUUGGAAAGAGCACGGGGAAGAUGACAUGUGUUAUAUUUGCAGAGCCUCAAGGUGGAUUAAAUAUCCUAAAGUUGAUCAUGAUCUUGAUGAGUCUAAAAAAGCGCACAAGGUUCCUGCCAAAGUUCUAAGACAUUUUCCUUUGAUUCCAAGAUUGAAAAGACUCUUUAUGUGUUCAAAGACCGCUGACACGUUGAGGUGGCAUGCAGAGGAGCGUUCAAGGGAUGGUAGAUUAAGGCACCCAGCUGAUGGCCAAUCAUGGAAAGACUUUGAUGCAAAACAUCCAGAUUUUUCUCUUGAAACUUGUAACAUCAGACUUGGGUUGGCGAGUGAUGGAUUUAAUCCAUUUAGGACUAUGAGUCUUUCACAUAGCACAUGGAAGGGUACGUUGUUAUGGGAGAAACAAAGGCUUUUGAAGCCGUUUUUGGAAUAG